AUGGCUUCACAAACUUCAGAUGCAAAACCCCUUCAUUCAGACAAUACCCUCCGAGCGACGGCGUCAGAGGAGCAUUCGAGCCGAUAUGGAUUGCAACAGCCAGCCGGGCCGGAGAAUAACACGAACAACACACGAAACGACCGGACCAAGCAAGACAGCACGGACGCAAGCACAACCGCAAUAGAAGAGACUGCCAUCGCCCUCUGCAUGAUGGAGGAACGAAUGCUCCAGGCCGAAGCCCCAAAUCCAAACCCGAGACUGAGCGGACUCCGUGACCAUACUCGCCAUACUCACCAUCCUCAACCUCCUUGCCCCGGCAAUGACGGAGACACAUCACCCCGCCACAGAAACGAAAACACCCUUGUAAGGAAGAUCAAAGAUGCUUUGAUAUCCUUUGCUCGUUUCAUCGGCCCGGGAUUCAUGGUCUCCGUCGCCUACAUCGACCCAGGUAAUUACGCCACCGCGAUCGCUGCCGGCGCGUCCUACCGGUUUUCCCUCCUGUUUGUGGUGCUGCUGGCGAACUUCUGUGCCGUGUUUUUGCAGGUGCUGGCCGCUAAGCUGGGGACGGUGAGUGGAUUGAGUCUGGCGGAGGCGAGUAGGAGGUAUUUGCCGCGGUGGGUGGGCUGGGGGGUUUAUAUAGUUGCGGAGGGGGCGGUGGUAGCGACGGAUGUUGCUGAGGUCAUCGGCUUCGCAAUCGCGUUGAACCUAUUGAUCCCGUCCAUCCCUCUCGUAGCCGGCUGCGCCCUCUCCAUCCUGGAAGUCCUGCUCAUCCUGCUCCUCUACAGCCCCACCACCACUGGCACCAGCACCGGCCGACCCUCCAGAGCGCUACAAGCCUUCGAGUACAUCGUCAUGCUCCUCGUUCUAGCCGUAAUCGUCUGCUUCUGUGUGCAACUCUCCAUGAUACGCGGGGUUGAUGUCGGGGACGUGUUGAAGGGGUUUGUGCCGUCAGGGGUGCUGCUGGAGAGGACAGCGCUGUAUCAGGCGUGCGGGAUACUGGGCGCCACGGUCAUGCCGCAUAGUUUGUACCUCGGGAGUGGGAUCGUGCAGGGAAAGGUUUUGGAGUGGGAGAAGAGGGCGAUGGCGAGGAGACUGAGUAUCAGUGAUGUCGCGAGGGACGAGAGAGAUGGGGUCGCCGGGAGAAAGGAAGAGUACAGGCCUUCAUUAGCGGCUAUAAGACACUCCCUCCGCAACUCAACCCUAACCCUCACCCUCUCUCUCACAACCCUAGCCCUCUUCGUCAACGCCUCUAUCUUGAUCGUCGCCGGCGCGAGCCUCUACCCCCUCCCUUCCGACAGUCCCCCUGCGGACCUCUUCACAAUCCACACCCUCCUGACCACAUCCCUCUCCCCUUUAGCCGGCACCCUCUUUGCCUUGUCCCUUCUCCUGUCCGGUGCCUCCGCGGGUAUUGUUUGUACUCUGGCGGGGCAGAUUCUCAUUGAGGUGGGCAGAAAGGGGGUGAGCGCGGCGUUGGAGGGGAGUCAGGUUGCGUUGAGUGUGGCGUUGCCGGUGGUUGGAGGGGUGCUGGUGUGGUUGACGGGGAGGAAGGGGGUUAUGACUGCGCCUGGGCACCGUCGUGGACACAGAGAAGAGGAGGAUGGCGAGAGAGUAAAGGGGGAGAGGGAGAGGGCAUGGGAACGGGUUAGGAGGUGGUUGUUGGGGGAACGGAGGAUGAUGAGGACAGAGGGCGUGACGAUGGCGAAUAGCUGGGGGAGGGGAGAGAGGGGGAGAGGGGGAGAAGAAGUGAUUGAAGGGGAUUAA
This is a messenger RNA of Thermochaetoides thermophila DSM 1495, 1761 nucleotides long. Its product is annotated as putative manganese transporter protein. Lineage: Eukaryota; Fungi; Ascomycota; Sordariomycetes; Sordariales; Chaetomiaceae. The record is from RefSeq and is a predicted model, not a curated record. The transcript has 6 exons. Gene Ontology annotation, molecular function: manganese ion transmembrane transporter activity; cadmium ion transmembrane transporter activity. Gene Ontology annotation, cellular component: membrane. Bases 1 to 1761 code for a protein of 586 amino acids. Gene Ontology annotation, biological process: intracellular manganese ion homeostasis; iron ion transport.